This is a messenger RNA of Parathielavia appendiculata, 2427 nucleotides long. RefSeq lists its product as uncharacterized. The coding region runs from base 80 to 2089 and encodes 669 amino acids. The record is from RefSeq and is a predicted model, not a curated record. Lineage: Eukaryota; Fungi; Ascomycota; Sordariomycetes; Sordariales; Chaetomiaceae. The transcript has a single exon.
UCUAACGACCGCGUCGCUAACAACGAUCGGCCCUCCCCAAGUCCAUUACAUCCCAUUAUCCAUUCAGAACGAGCUCAAAAUGUCGGACUCGGACGAGUCUGAGCCUAUUGGUUACCUCGCUGAGCAACCCGACAACUUCGGCUCGGAUGUUUCUGAUGACGCCGACGAGAUUGAUGAAGGCUCUAGCUCCGAGCCUGGUUCGCAGUCUGAAUCAGAGUCGGGCUCUGACGACUCACCCAACGACGUCUUCGACUUGGAGGCAAUAGACUCGGACGAUGAAAACAGUGAGGACUCGGAUGAAAUCGAUGAUGAAGACGACAGACGGCGGCUUGACCCGCGGUCAGACGACCACUCCUUCCCGCACUUCAUGCGCCUCCCGCUGGAGCUGCGCAUUCGAAUCUGGGAAUAUUUCUGCCCCGACCUCACGGCCGAGUCUCGCGUCUACUGGUUCUCUCUCAUGGGCGGCAUGUUUCUCAACAAACAGGGCAGAUAUGAGGACCCGGUGGUAUACGAUGGCCAGUUCCUGGAACAGCAAACUCGAGCCGCCCGUGCCAUGUUGGCUGUCCACCACCAGAGCCGCCACCUGGCACUGAAGGCUUUCCCUGACUCUCUUUCCUUUGGCAGACGCGGCCGCAACGUCCUCCGGUUCAACUCGCACAAAGACAUUGUGGUGGUGGGCUUCAGCGAUGUGUUGGCCAAGACAGCCAUGCCCCGGAUUCGGGGCUUUUCCAAGCACAUCCGUCACCUGGCUCUCGAGUCGGAUGUACUGGCCGACCAUCAUUGCCGCUUGUCGCCGCUCCUUGACAACUUCGAGAACCUCACGGCAGUCUAUUACGUCCAUGAUCAAGCCGAUUUCCGGUCACGACACCUGCGCUGGUGCAUGACCGAUUUGGCGAAGCGAUACUCCGUCACCACAUUCGAGGAGCAGCCUGGUCUCGGCGAGGAAGCCCAGCAUACGUACUGCUGGCCCGACGUCGACAAGCAUGGGCUGCUUGUCGCCAAGGAUGUCCCGCUGGACGGGUUGGCCGACGAUUUGACGAAGAUCUACUACGAGAUCAAGGGGGCGAAACACAAGAGACGUCCGGUCUGGCCCUUGGUCCAGUUUCUUUACGGGUCCUCCAACCUGCCGUAUCUUCCCUGGGAGUCAUCCGAUCAAGAGGAAGACGACGAGGAAGAACCAGAUGAGUAUGAAAGCGAGGGGAUCGACGACUCGGAUAUCAGCGAUGAUGAUGACGGCAGUGACGACUCGGAUGACCAUGACUUGCAUGUGUUGGAUGGAGAAGAGUUGGACCCAAAUUUGGACCCGAAAUGGGACCCAGAACUAAACCCGACUGGCUCCGAUAUCGAGCCACAUAUCGAUAUCCCAACAGGUGCCAGACCCCGGGCCAGUAUCCUCGAUCACACUGCGGAUCUCGACCAUCUUGACCCACCCUACGAUAGCAAUGCCGGGUUCUCCAGCCCGGAGCAGUCAUCUACAACGUUGCAAGGAUCAGACAACGAUGAGUCCGCCAGCGAAUCCGACCAAGCACCUCGCACGUCAAAGCUAAAACGACCGAGAGGGCGAGUCGUCGCGUCUGACUCGGAAGAUGACUCGGACGACGAUGGCCUUCUUCGCAAACGAGCACGCACCGAGAAUCGCGGUGCCCCCAUCGUAUUGUCCAGUGACGACGAGGAAACUGAAGUCUGGACGAUGCCGGCAAAUGGCCGAGUUCGAGCGGUCAUUGCAGAGGAUUCAGACGAGGAGGACGAGGACGAGGACGAGGAUACGGACGAGGUUACGGACAACCGGCCUGUUAUUUCCAGUUCUGAUGAGGAGGAUGAGGAUUCCGAAGAAGCUGCCGUCGUCUCCAAACCAUUGUCCCUCGCCGAGAAGCUGCAGCUACAUCGCGAAAGAAACCCCAUUCCCCCGUCCGACGACGGGAAUUCCGACAUUGAAGAGCAGCGCGGUGAUGACUACAGUGCCCGGGACUAUGGGGAUUUCCAGGACGAUGAUGAAGGCAGUGAGGCUUCGGAAAGGGGGGAAGACGAUGACGAGCAAGAGCAGUUCCUGGAUGACGAUGAUGACGAUGAGGAGGACUACGAAGCCUGAUACGCCGCCCGGCUUCACUGAGUCUUCCUAGGGGUGGAGAGACGGCUUGCCUACUAUCGAUAGAUGGAUACCAAACGGUGACAGCUGCUUCAGAACUUGAAAGGGUUGGGCAUUCCUUACCGUCGGCAAGUAAUAUGUUCAAGACCAACAUCACUGGGAACCAUAACAAUACCAAGACCACUUUGAACAACACCAGAGCAAUUACCCGUGUCGCACAACAAGGCACCAGCUCACCGCCACACAACUUUCAGGAGUGUUGCCCAGCAAUUGGUCUAGCUAGCUAGACAUGUGCGGUAUGUUUUCUGUCCCUGCUAGACAGAAUACCGCCACAUCCAACU